Molecule: messenger RNA, 537 nt
Organism: Dermacentor silvarum
Lineage: Eukaryota; Metazoa; Arthropoda; Arachnida; Ixodida; Ixodidae
Product: protein D2
Exons: 1
Coding region: 1-537 (178 amino acids)
Source: RefSeq, a predicted model, not a curated record
AUGUCGGGAGGCAUCGCUUUGCCCGACCUCUACCUGUGGAAGGACUCCGGCCUGAUAAGCGACCUGUCCCUGGCCGACACGCCUCACGCGCUCCUGGACAUCCAAUACGCAGAGUUGCUCGUGUCGGAACUCAACAAGACGUACACGCUCGAACAGACGCAGAGCGCUCCACAGGUUAGGCUUAGGGGCUACCUCAGGUGCGGCUCUCCGUACUCGCUGCUUAUGGUCGACCCGGACGCGCCUAACCGGAAGGAUCACGUGAAGCGAAGUUGGCUCCACUGGAUGGUGCUCAACGCGCCGAGCAGCGACAAGUUUCACGAAGGCGACGUCGCCAUGCCGUACAAUGGUCCGAACCCUCCCAAAGGGUCGGGACCUCACCGGUACGUGUUCUUGGUCUACUGCCAGGACGGAGCGCACCUGAACAAGGACGAGAUGACGCCCAAGGAAAGGCCCAGCUACAACGUCGCUGAAUUCGCCAAGAAACUGGCCACGAAGAUGCCAAUCGCAGGCUGCUUCUAUUACGUCGAGAAAAUCUGA